This is a messenger RNA of Hemicordylus capensis (graceful crag lizard), 1640 nucleotides long. RefSeq names its product ERGIC and golgi 3 (gene ERGIC3). The transcript is spliced from 14 exons. Gene Ontology annotation, biological process: endoplasmic reticulum to Golgi vesicle-mediated transport; retrograde vesicle-mediated transport, Golgi to endoplasmic reticulum. Gene Ontology annotation, cellular component: COPII-coated ER to Golgi transport vesicle; endoplasmic reticulum membrane; endoplasmic reticulum. Bases 41 to 1207 code for a protein of 388 amino acids. NCBI's taxonomy places the organism in Eukaryota, Metazoa, Chordata, Lepidosauria, Squamata, Cordylidae. The record is from RefSeq and is a predicted model, not a curated record.
UUCUUCCGGGUGGGCGGGGGGAGACGCGCGCGUGUGUGUCAUGGAGUCCCUUUGGAGGCUGAAGCGGUUUGAUGCGUUUCCUAAAACUCUGGAGGAUUUUCGGAUCAAGACCUGCGGGGGCGCGCUCGUGACAGUAAUCAGUGGACUCAUCAUGCUAUUGCUGUUCUUCUCCGAGCUUCAGUACUAUCUCACAAAGGAGGUGCACCCAGAAUUAUAUGUUGACAAAUCAAGAGGAGACAAGCUGCGGAUAAACAUAGAUGUUGUCUUUCCUCAUAUGCCAUGUGCUUAUUUGAGCAUUGAUGCAAUGGAUGUGGCUGGAGAGCAGCAGCUAGAUGUUGAACAUAAUCUCUUCAAACAGCGUUUGGAUAAAGAAGGCAAGCAUGUUACUCCAGAGGCAGAGAGACAUGAACUAGGAAAAGAAGAGGAGACAGUAUUUGAUCCAAACUCUUUAGAUCCUGAUCGCUGUGAAAGUUGUUAUGGAGCAGAGUCUGAAGACAUCAAAUGCUGCAAUUCCUGUGAUGAUGUGAGAGAAGCAUAUAGGCGGCGAGGCUGGGCUUUUAAGAACCCAGACACCAUAGAACAAUGCAAGAGAGAAGGAUUUAGCCAGAAAAUGCAGGAGCAGAAAAAUGAGGGCUGCAAAGUAUAUGGAUUCCUAGAGGUCAAUAAAGUAGCUGGCAAUUUUCACUUUGCUCCAGGAAAAAGUUUUCAGCAGUCUCAUGUUCAUGUGCACGCUGUUGAGAUUCAUGAUCUGCAGAGUUUUGGACUUGAUAAUAUAAACAUGACCCAUUUCAUCAGGCACCUUUCAUUUGGGAGGGAUUAUCCUGGCAUUGUGAACCCACUUGAUGGGACAGUUGUCACAGCUCAGCAAGCUUCCAUGAUGUUUCAGUAUUUUGUAAAAGUGGUUCCCACAGUGUAUAUGAAGGUCGAUGGUGAGGUGGUGAGGACAAAUCAAUUUUCAGUAACACGACAUGAAAAAAUAGCUAAUGGGCUAAUUGGAGACCAGGGUCUACCUGGUGUUUUUGUGCUCUAUGAGCUUUCUCCCAUGAUGGUGAAACUAACAGAGAAACACAGGUCCUUGACACACUUUCUCACAGGAGUUUGUGCCAUCAUUGGAGGCGUGUUUACAGUGGCAGGACUCAUUGACUCUCUGAUAUAUUAUUCAGCUCGGGCCAUUCAGAAGAAAAUAGAGCUUGGAAAGACAAUAUAGAUUAAUACCUGCAACUCCCACUGAAUAAUUUAAAGGUUUUUAAAUAAAUAAAUAAAUAAACGUCCCUAAGGUCAAGGGCUGAUCUGGAAGUGCCAAGAGGUAAUGUCUGGAAUUGUGAAGAGACUCUUGAGAAUAAUUCCAGACUUGGCUACAUUCCUUUCUUGGAAUGGGACAAUUGGGGAAUUCAUUUAAAACAUCCAUCUUGUGUGACCAUUAAAACAAUACUGUAUACCUUAGAUUUCAGUGCUCAUCUGAUCUGUUGCCAUAUCCUUCAAAGUCUAGAUUCUAAAACGAAGAGCAGUGACUUCCAGAAUGUGGAACACUUUACAUGUGAAAAAAUAUUUUCUAUUUAUCUUGUAACUUGUACUGUCCUUAAGAUAUGUGUUUGAAACAAAUUCUCAGGAAAAUGUUUUAAUAAAGUCCUUGAAUAUUU